AUGAAGAUAUUCCAUAUACCCACCGGCAACUCUGCCGAGGAUGAGCAGAGCAGUAAACGCCACGCGAAGCGCUACCGCGUGUACUUCACGAUCCUGGCCGUCUGGGUCUCCCUGCUGCUUAUCCUGGUCACAAUUCUUACGCCAAUGCUGGUCUUGCAACGCCAGGAUACCGAACUCGAGCGCAUGCACCGGAAAGAGGAGAAGCAGCAGGCCAUGGCCUACGCCACAACUUUUCGCGACGCCAUCCUUGGCGCCAUCUCGGCCGUGUACGGGGUGGAGGGGUACAUCAUGGGGCUGAUGCAGUCGCUACCGAAUCUCAACGACACCCCUGCCGAUCGCGUGGCUGGCCAGUACUUUCCAAAGUUCUACGACUAUGCCGAGCUGGUCUCCUCCUCGUCGCCCCACAUCAGCCUAUUCGCGACCGCGCCAGGUGGCGUUUUACUGCAGGUGUACCCACUCGAGGACGAGAAAUUCAUGAAAAACUGGGACCUGCUCAACAGCUUCUCCGAGAACCACACGGACCCCGCCGCCGCGUAUCGGGAGGACCCCUUCACCACCAUAAAGACCGGCGCACUCGCCUUGACGGGGCCGUAUAAAAGCCCGGGCUUGCCGAUGCGAGGCUGGGACAGCAGCUCUGACGAGGCACACAACAUGUGGUGGGUCGACCUCCGCCAGCCGAUCUAUAACGCGACCUCGACAGCACUGAUUUCAAACUCGACGUUUUGGGGCUUCGGCAUCGUCUUCUUCAGCGUGGAUGGGCUCAUUCGGAAGAAAGGCUUUCCGGAGGCGAUGGACAGCCUGGGAAUGGCGUACAUCAUCUACGCGGUGAGCGUCAACGGCUCAGAUGGCUGCACGGUGAUCCUCGCAUCAUCGAUGUUCAACGGCGAGACAGACUGCAGUAGGCCGUUGAUGGCGGAAUUUCUCGACGAUGCGACCACCCGUGACGUCCUCAAGGAGAAGCUCUCAUGGAAGAUCGCCUUGAAGAGUAUGAAGCGGGUCAACCGUUUCACGCCCCGCGUGCGCGACACCAUUGUUAUCGCGUCCGUCAUCGGUGUUUUAUUCCUGUUUGUCCUCUUCAUGUACAUCAUUGUGCGAUGCACGCGGGUGUACGACGGCGCUAAGCACGCGCCCAAGAUGGCACCCUUCGCCAUGCUCACCAUCGGCCCCUGCCGCGGCGAGGAGCUCUGGGACCUCGCGUCGGAUCAGAUGGUGGAGGUGACGGAGCGUCUUGGCCAUGUCCUGGCUCGGCAGAUGGUACGCUAUCACGCCUACCAGAUCCAGCAGGUGCACCCGCUCGCCACAUCGUACGUCACGCGCAGCGUCGCCGCCGCUGUGCAGAUGGCCUUCAGCACCAUCGAGGAGCUCUACAACUUUCCCAUCGACGAACCCCUGCGCCGCCUGCUCGGCGAUGAAGGCCGUCUGCUGCUGUCCUACGCCGUGCACUGGUGCACCGACGCUGCCGUGCGCAUGGAAGUGAUGGAUGGUGGCUUCCGCUACGAGGGUCCUGACGUCGUGUACGGUGGCCGCAUGUGGGUGUUUGCUGGUCCGAACGUGGUCACUGUGUCGCAGGCGGCGCUGCCGAGCACGACGUGCAUGCCGCAUGUAAAGAGCAAGCUGUUCGACUCGGUGUUCCUGCGCGGUGUCACAACUCGCCAGGACCUCUACGUCGUCACGGAUACUUCGAACCAUUCUCUGAAGGAGGCGGAGGCCUUCGCGGCGGAUCAGCUGCGCCGUGCACGGCAAGCGCAGCUGCAGUACGCGGCUGACAAGGAGGCGGGGCUGGGCAACACCGGCUACACGCAGUGCAACCGGCUGCUCACCUCCUACCCGCGGAUGGGGUACGAUAGCAGUGACUUGGACAGCAGCUCCUUUGUGCGCGAGGCCUCCGCGUAUAGCGAGGGCGCCGCCACUGUCAGUGGCAACGACAGCAAUCUCAUCUCCGUCGUAAACAGUGGUGGGGGCCAGGUGGCUUCUGGCGCUGCGAAAAGGGGUGCUCGCAAGGAGGGUGUGGCGGCGGUGGGCGCGCCGCCCACCGCCAUCGUCGUGCCGGCCUCCACGCCGGACAAAGCACUGGUCGUCGCCGGCGCGGACGGGUCGGCAUCGUCGCGCGCGAUGCCGCAGCAGCGCAUGAGUUGCCGUCCGCCUCGGGAUCUCGCAGCAGCCAAUGGCGUUUCGGGGUCGUCGAGGUCGUCCUCCAGCGCGUCGAGCGCGCGGUCUGAAAAGGAGAUGUCGCCCCAGGAGCCGCAGACGCCACCCCUGCCGCCCAUCUCAUCGGAGGUAUCUGUCGCCGCAGCGGCCGGCACUGUCCGGCCACGGCGCGGGCAGAACAACGCCCACACCGCUCCAGGCGCGAGCAAGAGUGGGAGCAACAGCAUCGGCUGCAAGGACAACUGUAGCGCCAUCCCUGCAGCAAGCGGCGUGCGUCACCACGACCUGCUCUUUACCAACCCGCUUGUUGUCGUCCCGCCGGCGAUCACGGUGGCUGCAGCGGCGCACGGACUGUGCGGCGGCUCGGCUUCCACUACGCCCAUCUCCAGCGAGUCGACUGGCGGGCGACACAGCAACUUUCCGACCUGCGGCGACAACCCACUCGCACACAGCACCACCGCCGCCGCCGAGAAGGUUGACGCACUCCCUGGAGGCAGUACACAGGUGGCCUGUAUGUCAGGCAACAGCGAAGACAACGCUGCGCUGCAGGGUGGCGCGCCGGCGCUGGACAACUUCAGCAGCGACCUGCUGCUGCGCCCCGCCAUCUCAACCCAGUCAGACCUACUGCUCCGCGCGGUGUUUGAUCGGCAGGCUGUCGCGCUCGACCUGAGCUACGACUCUGUGCGGGUGCUGGUCUACUACUUCUACUCCAGCUACAAGAUCCUGUUCCGCCCGCUGGCCGCGUCGGAGCUGCACAACAUCUACCGUCGGCUGAUGACAGCCUUCGGCGUGCCGCAGCAGGGCAUCCUCGAGCACCUGGCCGCGCGCUGCGCCACUCGCUUCCUUCAACGACAUGAGGAGACGCAGACUCUCUUGUGGGAUCAGCAGCACCGGUUGCAGGUGCACAUCCGGUCUCCUAGCGCGACCGCAGCCACAGCGACGUCCGUCUCUGACGACGGCGUGACGAGCACCUCCAGCUAA
Molecule: messenger RNA, 3129 nt
Organism: Leishmania mexicana MHOM/GT/2001/U1103
Lineage: Eukaryota; Euglenozoa; Kinetoplastea; Trypanosomatida; Trypanosomatidae
Exons: 1
Coding region: 1-3129 (1042 amino acids)
Source: RefSeq, a predicted model, not a curated record